This is a messenger RNA of Parasteatoda tepidariorum (common house spider), 1247 nucleotides long. RefSeq names its product ubiquitin-conjugating enzyme E2 R2. Lineage: Eukaryota; Metazoa; Arthropoda; Arachnida; Araneae; Theridiidae. The record is from RefSeq and is a predicted model, not a curated record.
AUUUUCAGUAGAUGGCAACAGCGUGAUCGCAAGCUGGAAACAAAGCGAUGAAAUUUAUUUAUUUAUAAUUAUAAAUCAUGCAAUGCAAUGUCUAAAAGAACUUCAGUUUAGGUAGUGGUAUUGCAAUUUUUAAAAUUUGAUCUUAAAGAAGAGAUUAAUUUUAAAUAAAAAUUUUAUCUUUAAUAGAAUUUUAUAAGAUUUACAAGGUCGUUAAGCUCCAUUAUAAAAAUUUUUUUUUUAAUUUCCACGAAGAAUAAGUCCGUUUCUCGUCGUCUGUUGAAAGAAUUGUUACAUAUUCGAAUGUUUAAAUGGAUCUCAAUAAUCCAUGAAGAACAAUGAAUUCAUGAUUUUCCCAUUAGAAUAAAUUAGAAUUUUGUGUAUCUACAUUUUUAUAAACUGAUCAAUGGCGCAACAGCCUUCAAGCAGUGCUUUAAGAGCCUUGGCGUUGGAGUUCAAAAGCUUACAGGAAGAACCCGUUGAAGGCUUUAGAGUGAAAUUAGCGAAUGACGAUAAUCUUAUGGAAUGGGAAGUAGCUCUCUUUGGCCCCCCUGAAACACUUUAUGAAGGAGGAUAUUUUAAAGCUCAUGUAAAAUUUCCACAUGAUUAUCCAUAUUCUCCUCCUUCUGUUCGUUUUCUUUCUAAAGUAUGGCAUCCUAAUGUGUAUGAGAAUGGAGAUUUAUGCAUAUCCAUCCUGCAUCCUCCUGUUGAUGACCCACAGAGUGGUGAGUUGCCUUGUGAACGUUGGAAUCCUACACAGAAUGUCAGGACAGUUCUACUCAGUGUGAUCUCUUUAUUAAAUGAGCCGAACACUUUCUCUCCCGCUAAUGUAGAUGCUUCAGUAAUGUAUCGUCGCUGGAAGGAAUCCAAGGGUAAACAUAAAGAAUAUGAGAAUAUUAUAAGAAAACAAGUGUUGGCCACGAGAAGUGAGGCUGAAAAGGAUAAUGUGACUGUUCCCACCACCCGAGAGGAGUAUUGCAUUAAAUAUAGUGCUAAGCCAAAAGAACAAGAAGCUGAUAUGACUGAUUUUUAUGAUGAUGACUAUGGUGAUGAUAUGGAUGAUGAUGAAGAUGAAGAAGAAGAUGAUGAUGAUAACCUGCCUGAAGAUAAUGAGGACUCUGGAAAUGACAACUCAUGAUUGAUGCUCCUAUGAACUCUUUUUUGGUGAAACAUUUUUACAAAGCUCUAUCAUGCUUAAUUGAGUUUUGUUGAUGGAAGUAUAAAUAAAAAUUCACUUAUAUUUCGACUAA